Messenger RNA from Mesorhabditis spiculigera, 1380 nucleotides. The record is from the annotation of a GenBank genome assembly. NCBI's taxonomy places the organism in Eukaryota, Metazoa, Nematoda, Chromadorea, Rhabditida, Rhabditidae.
AUGCUGACCGAGGUGAAGCGCGACAACUUCAAGUCGUUCUGGGACAAGUACUCAGAUACGCCCGAUAAUACGGCAAUGAUGCUGAACAAUAACGCUGGUACGCUGGAGGAGGAUGACCGUCGUGACAUUUUGUCCUCGCUGCCCGACGUCACCAACAAGGAUGCCGUUGAUAUUGGGGCUGGAAUUGGCCGUUUCACCACCGUACUUGCCCAAACUGCUCGCUGGGUGCUCACCACCGACUUCAUCGACUCGUUCAUCAAGAAGAACAAGGAACGAAAUGCCCAAUUCGACAAUGUUCACUACCAAGUUGGUGACGCUGUCCAUCUACGGAUGGAGGAUUCAAGUGUUGACCUCGUGUUCACGAACUGGCUGAUGAUGUACCUCUCCGACCGGGAGGUGAUCGAGUUCCUGAUGAGUGCAAUGCGCUGGUCCCGCCCAAAUGGUUGUGUUCAUCUACGGGAGAGCUGCACAGAGCCCAGCACCGGGAGGACCACCGGAAAUACGCUGCAUAAUCAUGCAGAGGCCAAUCCCACUCACUACAGGGAUGCGUCGUUGUAUAUCAAGUUGUUGAAGGAGUUCCGCUAUCGCGAUGCCGAGGGCAAACUCUGGCGUUUCGACGUCCUCUGGUCGUGCUCGGUGCCAACGUACAUCAAGCGCAUGCAAAAUUGGCGCCAAGUGCACUGGUUGGCGAAGAAGGUGCCGGCUGAGGAGGGAGAGGAGAAAUCCUUUGACGACUACCUGGAGCUGUUCUCCAUCACCUGGCAGGACAUCCAGAACUCGUGGAAUGAGGAGCUGGAGCCGGAGCAGCACGUGUGGACCGAUCAGAUUUUCGAUACAGUGCUUGGAACAGAUGCCGUUCCGGAAGGCUCCACUGCCUACGUCUAUACCCCGAGGGUCAUCAGCCCGUAUUGCCAUGUUGAUAGCCAUCGCAUUGCACAGAAGCUGUCUUCCAAUGUAUGGAACGUCGAGCUCGACCCUUACUACUACACCACCUCCCUCACCCGGGCCAACACCGUCAAGGACAAGCGAGUCCGAUACGGCUGGAAUGAGAAUCUCCAGGCUUCAGUAGACUACUGGAAACAGCGAGGCGGAGACUUCAACGCCCUCGUCGCCACUGAACUCCUUGCCACCAAUGAUGCACAGUCGAUCCGGGAUCUGGUGUCAAUCCUCAACCCCUCGGCCAAGGCAUUCCUCCUCGAGCCCGUCGAAUCGAUCGACAAGGACGAGCUAUCCAAGAAGCUAACGGAAUCCGGCUUCAAAACCUUCGAGAUCACCGACAUCACCGAUGAUGCGCUGCACGCCCAGCGCGCCUAUUUUGAGGCCCACAAAAAGCCCGCCGAGGUCGUCGGCAAGCACUGGGUGCUCAUCGAGGCCACCCUG